GAGCCACCCAGGUGCCCGGUUAAUAAAUUGUGUUUCUAAAAAGUGAAUGAGACGAGAGAAAUUGGAGGCAGCAAGUAUAGACCAGUCUUCCAAGGAAUUCCUUGAAGCCAUAAAGCCUCAUGGAAGGUUUUGCUUGUAAAUCAACUUUGAAAAUGUAGGAAGUCAGAAUGGAUGACAUCAUCAGAAAAAUAUGUGGAGCUGAUCUCAAGAAGAAGUGAAGAACCCAGAGCAAGAAAGCGGUCAUAACUCCUGAACCCAGGGAGUUGGCAGCGUCUGGGUUUCAGAGGAGCCAGCGUCUCCGAGUUGUCUUGAAAUGAGACUCUGCUAAAUUUCUGCUCUUCUGGAUUUAAGAUCUGAAUGCUGUGACCACUAAUUUGGUGGUUACCCAGAGAUUUAGUGGCAGAAGUAAAACUAGAACUUCAGUAGACAGAGGACCCAGAUCCACCCAACCUUUCGGUAGCAGAGACAAGGCACCAACGAGAAGACAGACUCCUCAGUUGAACCAAGACUCUGAGGCUGAUAUGCAAUGUCACUUACAACAUUAAUCAGAUACUGCAUUUAAGGUCUUGAUGUGGAGGAGAUGGAGGACUCAGAACCAAGAAUUUCCGAGUGAUUCCUUCCAAAGCACAAGAAACUAACUGUUAGUGCUGGUGUGUUCUAACUGAGAUGACAGUCAUGUCCCUUUCCAGGGACCUCAAGGACGACUUGCACAGUGACACAGUGCUCUCCAUCUUAAAUGAGCAGCGCAUUCGGGGCAUUUUGUGUGAUGUCACUAUUAUUGUGGAAGACACCAAAUUUAAAGCGCACAGCAAUGUCCUAGCUGCUUCAAGCCUUUAUUUCAAAAAUAUCUUUUGGAGCCAUACGAUCUGUAUUUCCAGCCAUGUCCUGGAACUGGAUGAUCUCAAAGCUGAAGUGUUUACAGAAAUCCUUAAUUAUAUCUACAGCUCCACAGUUGUCGUCAAGAGACAGGAAACAGUCACCGAUCUUGCAGCUGCAGGAAAAAAGCUGGGAAUAUCCUUCUUGGAAGAUCUUACUGAUCGCAACUUUUCAAAUUCCCCCGGUCCCUAUGUAUUCUGCAUUACCGAAAAGGGAGUGGUUAAAGAAGAAAAAAAUGAAAAAAGGCACGAAGAACCUGCCAUCACCAAUGGGCCAAGGAUCACCAAUGCAUUUUCCAUCAUUGAGACAGAAAAUAGUAAUAACAUGUUUUCUCCACUGGACUUGAGGGCAAGUUUCAAAAAGGUCUCCGACUCCAUGAGAACCGCUAGCCUCUGCCUGGAGAGGGCCGACGUGUGUCACGAGGCGGAGCCCGUCCGCACCCUAGCGGAGCACUCGUAUGCUGUUUCUUCCGUGGCCGAGGCCUACAGAAAUCAGCCUGCCCGUGAACACGACAGCAGCUCCCCUGGUAAGACAGGUAAAGAAAAUUGUGACGCUCCUGCAGCAAAACCGAAAACAUGCCGAAAGCCAAAGACAGUGUCCAUACCCCCGGAUUCUGACUCAGCUACAGACAGUAUACCACCCCCUCCGGUAACCAGCUUAGAGGUUCAUCAAGAAAGAAGCCCACAGCCGGCUGCAGUCCUGCCUCGUUCGAAAUCUCCCAACAACGAAGGAGAUGUCCGUUUUUCCAAGGAAGAUGCAAAUAAAUCCUCAGACGUUCCUGGGCCACCGGCGGCAGAGGUCCCGCCUCUCGUUUACAAUUGUAGCUGUUGUUCCAAAUCCUUUGACAGUAGCGCACUGCUCAGUGCCCACAUGCAGCUUCACAAGCCAACCCAGGAGCCGUUGGUGUGCAAGUACUGCAACAAGCAGUUCAGCACUCUGAACAGGCUGGAUCGGCACGAGCAGAUUUGUAUGCGGUCUAGCCACAUGCCUGUUCCUGGAGGAAACCAGCGCUUUUUAGAAAACUAUCCUACCAUUGGACAGAAUGGAAGUUCAUUCACGGGUCCAGAACCUCUGUUGUCUGAAAACAGGAUCGGUGACUUUUCCAGUACCGGAAGCUCCUUGCCAGAAACGGACCACAUGGUUAAAUUUGUGAACGGGCAGAUGCUCUACAGUUGUGUUGUAUGCAAACGGAGUUACGUGACUUUGUCCAGCCUCCGAAGGCAUGCAAAUGUUCACUCGUGGAGAAGAACCUAUCCUUGCCAUUACUGCAACAAAGUAUUUGCAUUGGCUGAGUACAGGACAAGACAUGAAAUUUGGCACACAGGAGAAAGGCGCUAUCAGUGCAUUUUCUGCCUUGAAACUUUCAUGACCUACUAUAUUCUCAAGAACCAUCAGAAGUCUUUCCAUGCCAUAGAUCAUAGACUUUCCAUCAGUAAAAAAACAGCCAAUGGAGGCCUGAAGCCUAGCGUCUAUCCAUAUAAACUUUACAGGCUACUGCCUAUGAAAUGCAAGAGGGCUCCUUAUAAAAGCUACCGAAAUUCUUCCUAUGAAAAUGCCCGAGAGAACAGUCAGAUGAAUGAGUCUGCAGCUGGCCCCUAUGUUAUUCAGAAUCCACACAGCUCUGAGUUACCAACAUUGAAUUUCCAGGACCGCGUAAACACCUUGACCAACAGUCCCGCCAUCCCCUUGGAAACGUCAGCACGUCAGGAGGUACCCACUUCUGCCAAUGUACAGAAUGCAGAGGGGACCAAAUGGGGAGAGGAAACGUUGAAAGUGGACCUCGACAAUCACUUUUAUUCCACCGAGGUGUCCGUUUCUUCCACGGAGAACGCCGGCAGCUCUGACCUGCCGGUAGGGGAUGUACCCGUUUCAUCUCUGAGUAACGGCAGUGAGCACGCAGCCUCCGUGAUCAGCUACAGUGGCUCAGCACCCUCGGUCAUUGUGCACAGUAGCCAGUUCUCAUCGGUGAUAAUGCACAGCACCGCCGUUGCUGCCGUGGCCAGCAGCAACCACCGAGCCCCUUCAGACCCGGCUGUCAGUCAGGCCCUGAAAGACGACAGCAAACUUGAGCCCGAUAAAGUGAGCAGAGUGGUCAGCAGGCCCAAGAGCAUCAAGGAAAAAAAGAAAACCGUGCUGUGUAACAAGGCAGAGGUAGCAGACGAGUCCAAGUACGUGGCUGAUCCCGGAGGGUCGCUGAGCAAAACCACAAAUGUUAAAGAAACCAGUAAAAUCGAAACCUACAUUGCAAAGCCCGCUCUGCCUGGAACCUCUACAAACAGCAAUGUCGCGCCCCUGUGCCAGAUAACAGUGAAAAUUGGAAACGAAGCCAUCGUGAAAAGGCACAUCCUAGGAUCUAAGCUGUUCUAUAAAAGAGGAAGAAGACCCAAGUACCAGAUGGAGGAGGAGGCUUUGCCACAGGAGAGUGACCCGGAAACCAACAGAGCCAGCCCCCUCGGGCUCUGCCAGUCUGAGUGUGUGGAAAUGAACGAGAUGUUUGACGACGCCAGUGACCAGGAUUCCACCGACAAGCCCUGGCGUCCUUACUACAACUACAAACCCAAAAAGAAAUCCAGACAGCUGAGAAAAAUGAGGAAGGCCAACUGGAAGAAAGAGCAUGAAAACAGGAGCCCAAGCAGUAAGUGCAGAUACCCGGCAGAACUGGACUGUGCCGUGGGGAAGGCUCCCCAGGAGAAGGCCUUUGAGGAAGAAGAAAAUAAGGAGAUGCCCAAGCUGCAGUGUGAACUCUGUGAUGGAGACAAAGCCUCGGGCGCGGGGAAUCAAGGGAGGCCCCACCGGCAUCUCACUGCGAGGCCGUACGCCUGUGAGUUCUGUGCCAAGCAGUUCCAGAGCCCGUCGACCCUCAAGAUGCACAUGAGGUGUCACACCGGAGAGAAGCCAUACCAGUGCAAGACCUGUGGGCGGUGCUUUUCGGUGCAGGGAAACUUGCAGAAACACGAACGCAUCCACCUGGGCGUGAAGGAGUUCAUCUGUCAGUACUGCAACAAGGCAUUCACGCUGAACGAGACCCUCAAGAUCCACGAAAGGAUCCACACGGGCGAAAAGCGUUACCACUGUCAGUUCUGCUUUCAGAGCUUUUUGUACCUUUCCACAAAAAGGAAUCACGAGCAGAGGCACAUUUGGGAGCAUGACGGGAAGGGCUAUGCCUGCUUCCAGUGCCCCAAAAUUUGCAAAACAGCUGCUGCCCUUGGAAUGCACCAGAAGAAACACUUAUUCAAAAGUCCAAGUCAGCGGGAGAAAGUAGAAGGUGACAUGUGCCAGGAGAACUCAAACCCCCUGGAGAACCCACAUGUCAAUGACUCAGAAGACAGUGACCAAAAGGAUAACGUACAAACCAUUGUUGAAAAUGUCCUUUGAGUGGCGAUACUUAGAAAAGUCUUCAAAAAUAUAAGUUGGUGGGUUUGUUGUUUGGGGUUUUUUUUUGUUUUUGUUUUUUAGUUAGCUGUUUUCUUCUGUUUUUUUUUUUUUUUAAAGUUUUGUUCACGCAACAGUCAUGAAGGAGUGAAAUGUAAAAAAAAGAAAAUCUCAUUUGUGAAAAUUCCAGAAAAAAGGAUCCUAAUACCUACUUUGGGUUUUAGCAUUAACUUCAUGCAAAGUGCACAAAAACGAAAUAGCCGAAUCCUCCAGUAUCCCAAGUAUCUUGUGGAAGUUUAUGAAGUUCUUAGCUGUGGUAUUUUUGCCAGUGGGGGUGGGGGGGGAAGAGUCUAAUGUUAGCCUAAUUUAAAACUUUCUAGUAAGUGCUGAUAGGAACUGGCUGCUGAGCUGUCUUUAGUCCACUGGAGAAAACGAGGGUCAGAUAUCAUGAAAACAUCAUCUUCAUAAAUAUGUUAGAAGGUAAAUGAGCUAUGACAGUCAUUUUUCCCAUCUGGCUUCUGUGCUAUUAAAAAUUGUUUAAAUUAGUGGAUAUAUAUGAAAUAUUUAAUAUUAUAGCUGAAAAUAUGUGUGAAAUUGAGUAACCUAAGUAGGACAUUCAUUAUCUAGAACUACUUUUCUGCAACACAAACCUUGUAAAAUACAUAUAUAAAUCACUAUGACUUUUAACUGUCCAUGUCCCCUGUAGAGAAUUAUAAUGGCGAGCAAUAGAUCUGCAAAUAAUGAGGACUGAUGGAAAAAUCGGUAGAAAGCAUCUCAAAUCUGAUUUAAGAGCAUAUUGUUUGCUUUUAAAUGGAAUGCUGUUCCCUUGAAGUUAUGGCUGAGCUAUUACUAGAACUGGUCUGCUCCAGUCACAGAAAACAUAGGUCAUGCCUUAUCUGUGGGGGAGAGCCCUCCCAGAACUUUUCUGAUUACCUGUGCUGUAUAUUACUUUGCAGUGGCCUCACCUCAGAAAAUAAAGAAGGGUCAAAUUCUUCUGAAACUCCCUGCAGUCUUCCAUCCAUCGCAAGGCCAUGGAUAUGGGGGAUCUAUUUCAGACAGACUUAAUCAGUCUCAAGGGUUUACAUAAAACCUGACACCUCCCAUUCCACUGAAGGGGGGGUGUCCAGGAGAUUUAGUGCAAAGCAUGUGUAUGGUGGUGAAUUCCCAGGCACUUGAAAGUGACAGAAAGCCUAAUCCCUAUAAUCGUCAGCCUUGGAGAUUAUACAGCCCACAAAUGUACACUAGUAUGAAACAAAAGGACAUCAGAAACACACCUCCCACCUCACCCAUUAAUGACUUGAGUGGGCAAGAGGAGGCGAUGACCUUCCUUGCCUCAAACAGGAGCUUUGCUUUUUGGGGGUGGGGUGGGGAGACAGAAUGUGGAGUGAUAAGAUUCCAUCACUUACUUACAUGACUCAGAAACCUAUCCCCAAAGCCAGAUGCCUUGUCUUCAUGUUUGCAGACAUCUAGCUCCCUUGCUAAAAACCCACUUGAGUUUUUUCAUGUUCUUUUAUGCUGACCCACACCAUCAGCAUUGCCCUCGAAGUCCAGUUGCCCUGUAGGAUAGUCCAUCAUGUGGACUAGGUUCUAGGAAGCUGGAACUCCUCAUUCUUAUAUUUAAACUGCCAGGAUAGGAGGGAGAGAGAAAUUCCUACCCUUUGAUCAGCAGUGUGAGCAGAAUCCGGAACCUGGUUUAAGGGCGACCUACAGCCAUUCAUGUUCAUGGGAUUUGAUAGAUGGAAGCCCAAGGUUAUCCAAGGUUGCAAAGUCACCACUAUGAAGAAGUAGUUCAAAGGACUCCAGUUCCUCUCUCCAAGUAUUGUGAUAUCUCCACGAAGAAGACUUAAUGUGGAUUUGGGUGGGCAAGAAAACGUUUAAACACCCAGAAAAGGACAUGAUCAGAGCUGACCUUUUUAUAUAGUAGUAUUUUGCUGUUAAGUAACCCCAGUACUGCAUCUGCAUUUAUCUUUUGUUCAUCUACUUUCACUUGCAUACAGUAUUAUGUAAUAGAGGAAAAUGGGAAAAUGCAAGCAAAUUCAACCUUAUUUUAAUACAUUGUAUAUAUGUAUACCUGCAUUAUUCAUUUGGGUUUUGUUCAAAGAGAUAGUCACAAAGGGCUUAUGAAAAUCAUUUCUGAAUUGAUAAUUAAAAUAAUGAAUAGGCAAUUCUGUGAUCUACUAAUUUGUUUUAUCUCAAUUAGGAUUAUUAAUCAAAGAGAAUUACUGUGUAUUUCAGUCAUUUUGAUUUGGGGUAACUCUAAACAUAAAAUUAUUCCAUGUAGUGAUGUCUCCCAGCCCUUACAUGUGGAAAUUUUUUAAGUGGACUUGUGUGCUGAUAAUUCUAGACCAAAGUAAAUAUGGCAGAAUAUUUAUACAUGAAAAAAUAAUUUUGCAAAUAUUUUCUAUAAUUGUAUUAUUCGUUUAAAAUGUUGAUAGCUUGUGUUAGUUUCAGGGAGGGGUGUAUAUUUUGAUAAAAAAAAUACUUGACUUUGUAAUUCUGUAUAUUCUAUACAAUUUAUAGCAGAGCCGUUUUAAGACAGCCUUGUCACAUUUUUUUUGUUAAUUGUGAAAACUUUAUCAUGAGUGAUGUUUAAGUAUGCAUUGAGUACAUAACGACCAACUAGAAUUAAAGUAGGUGUAAACAGUGAGCAUACUGUAUGCUGUACAAGAUAUAUUGUAAUUUGCCGUUUUAGCAUCUGUAUUUUGGUUAGAAGAUAUUAUUAAAUGCAGAUGUUAAGGGUUGGAAAAGUCUAAUUUUAUUUUUAGAAAUAAUGAAUACAAAUUUGGUUUUGCUUGAUUAAAAUAGCUUAUUCCUAUGUUAAGUCUCUUAAAUGUUUUAAUGUUAAUUCUUUUGUGCAGCCAAGCAGCAGUUUCCUCUUUGUGAGUCACAGCCUUGUUUCACGUAUCAUUCACUUAGUAUAUUUCUGUUUCCUUACUUGUUUGCAUUCCAUGAUACCUACUUACAUGCUUAGGACCCAAACGGAAUAUACAUUUAAAAAAAAAAGGCAGAAUAAGCUGGAAGUCUUAUCGUUCGGUGCUUUGGACAGGCCUGACCUUGGCAUGGGGAAUCCGAGAGCCCUGGAAGUGUCUCUGCCCCAGGAGACAGAUUCCAGUUGGUCCCAGGUGCUUGGCACCGUUCUUCCCAUGGGCCGUUUCAUUCAGGUCUUUCCCGACAAGCCUGGGAAGUCGCCCUCACUAUCCACAUUUUAUGGUGACUUUGAGAAGAUCCCACAGCCAGACAGAGUCAGGAUUCCAACCCAGGACUUCGUGACUUCAGAGCCCAUGUCUUCGUUUCUUCUCAGCACCUUAGAGGAAACUGCUUCCUGGAAACUGAGCGGAGAGUAGGAAAGGAGGCGUGAGGAGGGCAGGCGGCGCUAGGACGGCGGUGCCCCAGUGCCGGCUUUCGGGAGGCUGUACUGGCCUCAGCUCUCCCUGGCACACCCCUGCUUUUUGUCCUCACGCCUCAACACUUGGGGCACUUGGCUUUCUCCUCGAUGUUGGGGUAUUGCCCUAUAAAACCAUUUUUUUAAAAACUUGUGCACUUUUUCCCAAGAAUAUGGAGUAAAAUUAUCAUUUAAUGCUGUUCUAAGCUAGUAAUUGCUCACCCAAAGAAAACACUGUGUUCCAUCAUCACAGACCAUACCCCUAACCUUGACUCGUUAUCUUCAGAUGCAUGCAGGGGGUCACACUGAGUAGGUCACGUGGAAGGGUGUGCCAGUGGCUCACGCCGCACAAUCCAUCAGCAACACAGGGAAAAUAACUCAGACUUCCAGUCCUCCUCGUGGGUGGCCGGUAGCACCAAUUUUGUACUGGAAGGGUAAUCCAAACCAGAUCCAGACCAAAACUUUGAUAACUGCUGGCUGUUGAAACUAACGUCAUUGAUCGAGCAAAACAACAGAUUCAAUAUUGAAAGAAUUUGUAACAGUUGAGAAAGCAACUGGAUUAAAAGCAUCAAAACAAA
Messenger RNA from Callorhinus ursinus (northern fur seal), 8208 nucleotides. It is a transcript of the gene ZBTB38, whose product is annotated as zinc finger and BTB domain containing 38. Gene Ontology annotation, cellular component: nucleus. Gene Ontology annotation, molecular function: protein binding; DNA-binding transcription factor activity, RNA polymerase II-specific. The record is from RefSeq and is a predicted model, not a curated record. Lineage: Eukaryota; Metazoa; Chordata; Mammalia; Carnivora; Otariidae. Gene Ontology annotation, biological process: regulation of transcription by RNA polymerase II.